Leptopilina boulardi is the source of this 1069-nucleotide messenger RNA. It is a transcript of the gene Blos2, whose product is annotated as biogenesis of lysosome-related organelles complex 1 subunit 2. Gene Ontology annotation, biological process: endosomal transport; lysosome localization. Gene Ontology annotation, cellular component: gamma-tubulin complex; BORC complex; BLOC-1 complex. The transcript is spliced from 2 exons. Gene Ontology annotation, molecular function: gamma-tubulin binding. Lineage: Eukaryota; Metazoa; Arthropoda; Insecta; Hymenoptera; Figitidae. The coding region runs from base 325 to 801 and encodes 158 amino acids. The record is from RefSeq and is a predicted model, not a curated record.
AUGUAUGCGAGUUUCGAGUAAAAUAAGUAUUGGACAAAAACUAAAGACGUAAAGUAGGUAACUAAAAAUUUAUGUGAUCUACCUACCUAUCUCUGACAAAGUCACGAAGGAUUAGGUUUGUCAAUGAAUGUCGACAAAUUUUAUAAUCGGAAGAAAUUUUCUUAUAUUUUUCCCAUUAAACAAAAUCAAUCAUAUAUAUUUUGCUUUCAUUGGCAAAAAAAAAAGCAAAAUGAUUAAUUUGAAAAUUACAUAAAUUAACGGCAUUAUUUCGACAGAUUCUUCAUAUUGUAAAACACGAAAUUUAUAUUUAAAGAAAAAUAGAAAAUGACAUCUGAAAUCAAAGAACAAAAAUUAGAUCAACAGUCAGAUUAUCAAGACGAUGGAAAUUCAAAAUGUGAAUCGCCAAAACGUGGAACAACACUAUCAACAAGUACAAGCAGUUUUGAAGCUUUAGAUCCUCAUGAUCCAAAUUUAAGUCGUCUUGCUAAUAAUAUGUUUCAAAAAACAAGUGAAUAUUUACAAGAAGAAUUAACGGCAACUCAUGCCGAUUAUCGUUUAUUAGAAAGACUUAAUCAAGAAACAAUAUCAAAAUAUUCUGAAUUAAAAACAAUUGCUACAAAUGUAUCUCAAUCAUUAAAUUCACUUAAUGAAAAAUAUAAAAAUUUACAACCCGUUUUAGACAAUAUUAAUCAAAUAGACGAUAGUGUGAAUAAAUUGGAACAAGCUGCUUACAAAUUAGCCAAUUAUUCAAAAAGAUUAGAAAAUAAAUUCAAAGAACUUGAGAAAGAAAAUAAAAAUUAAAUUUUCAAAUUUAUUGAAAAAAAGAAAUCUAUAAAUAUCAAAUUUUAAGUCAGCAUUUAAAUUAUAUUAAGUUUGUAUAUAUUAUUUUUAAGAAUUUUCAAUCUUUAUUUCGAAUAAUUUAAUUACAACUUAAACAAAUUAGCAUAAAUCUAUUUUUUAAUCGUUUCAAUAUAAAAUGAAAGAAAUAUUGUAUCUAAUAAUUUUAUAUCCAAAAAUUAUAAAAAAAAGAUUAUUAAUUUAUAAAAAAUUAAAACCUUAAAAAAUUGAA